This is a messenger RNA of Etheostoma cragini (Arkansas darter), 1591 nucleotides long. RefSeq names its product spermatogenesis associated 6 (gene spata6). The transcript has 11 exons. Gene Ontology annotation, molecular function: myosin light chain binding. The record is from RefSeq and is a predicted model, not a curated record. Gene Ontology annotation, biological process: spermatogenesis. NCBI's taxonomy places the organism in Eukaryota, Metazoa, Chordata, Actinopteri, Perciformes, Percidae. Bases 295 to 1476 code for a protein of 393 amino acids.
UGUGUGUGUGUGUGUGCGCGCGCGUGCGUUAAAAUCUUUUGAUUUGUCACUUCUUGGUCACGUGACUGUACAUCCGCCCUGUGUGACUGUUGCUGUUUGGCAGCUAUGACAACGAACUAUGAAAAGUUGGAUGAAUGGCUUCAAAGAAGAAGAAGCUUUCCUCUUCUAAGGUGCAUGACAAGUCUCUGAAAUGUACCGUAUAUUUGGACAUUCAGAAAACCUGUCUGUGUGCAGGUCACAUGUCCAGGAGUGCUCCUGACAAGAAACAACGAUAUCUACCUCAGUGUGUGUAUCAUGGGCCAGCACAGGAAGACUCCUUGUUUGCCACCUGCAUUCCCUUUACUCUUCCACCACAAAAUGGUAUUUGUGAAGACUUUUCCCAGCGUUGUUGACCCUGCCGAUGUAGCUGACCUCCUGGAAGCUGACACAACAUCUUUUGAGCUGAUUCAGUUGGUGCCUCCAGAGGGUGAGGUCCUAGCGAGUAUGGAGGAGAGCAGCAGAGACUUUCUGUAUCCUGGUCCCAGACUGAGCUCCAGAAAAGGAGCGGCAGAGAGAGAAGUACUGAUGAAGAGGUCCUCCUCCUUUCCUGGAAUAUCCCCCAAAGUGGAGUUUGCCAUGACAUCAGUCAUAGAAGAGAGUGGUGGAAGAGACUGUUCAUCUGCCUCAUCUACUUGCUGUCUUUCUCCAGUGAGGCCAUCUUUAACCCCAUCCAGGCAGAGUUCUACAAAAAAGUAUUUACAAUCCAGCUAUAGUUUUUACAAAAUAGAUAAUGCGAACUGUGUCUCUUGGAAAUGUGGGUCAGAAAGGCCGACCUCAACAUCCAGACGCUCCUCUUCUUCAUCCCCAUCCGGCCAAAGUCCCCAGAAUAAAAAUAAAGGGAGAAAACAUGCUUCUCCUAGAGUCUCUGUAGACUCUGGCUACCAGCAACCCACAGUUUCCUCACGGACACGAGCCUUGUCCCCUUACACCCAUCGCAAGAUGUGCCAGCUUUCAGAGGACGCCACGCAGAGGCUUAGCCAUCUCCAGCUGGGGCCUCACCACUUCAGGAAAGAGACUGAGAGCCAGCCGCCUUUCUUGGUCCCUUGUUGCAGUAGUGUCUCUGUGAUUGGAACUCCUUCCCCCUCUCCACUGAAUAAUAGCAGGCAUCAACACUCAGUCUGCUUCACAGCUGAUCACACAGAUUCCUUCCUGGGGAGUUACAGACCAAGAACAGCCACAAACUGUGACCUCUUCCAGGUGAAGUCGGGUUCUGUGAGGGUCCAGUCGUCUCCAGAGACACAGUCCAGACUUGAAGCCCAGAUCAAAAGCUCUGUGAGUGGUGCUGCCGUAGCUCAGUCCACCCUGGCCGUGUCAAACGCCAGAAGUCCUCUGAAUCUCAGCCAUUCCCUCAGAGAAAGGCUCCAGACGAGUCCAUCCUACUGGGAGCAGAUCCACAGCCGAGUCCAGAGAAUUCUGCAGACACACAAAACUACCUAGGACCACCAAAUGAGCUUUGAUCUUUAACUUCCUGAUCUGUCCACAAGGUGACCAACAAGAAGUUACAAAGACUAUUCAUGGUUAAAACAAUCACUCUCAUAAUGCAAUCAUUACA